UUGGACCCCUCCACCUCCAUGAGAGUGUCUCAUGUCAGAGGAGGAAUGUUCAUACAAUGAGGCUCUGUGUAUUGUAGUUCCGCUGUAGCCUCGGUGCACCACACGGACAAACGCUUGUCAAUGGACUACUGGAGACUGAUCUCAACCGGUUUACGCAGCGGAUCCCCGCGUCUCGCCUGCCUGCUUUUUCUCUUCUAAUUUGCAACCAGAUCCUUUUUCUCCGGAUGGAAAGAGAAGAGAGAGACACAGAGAAAGGACUCAAAGCGAAACAAAAAUGCCGUGAGUCUUGAAGUUUAGUGGCUUUUGUGUGUCGGUACAUUCUCCUGUUUUACCGACCGAUCGCUCACUUUGUAUUUCUAGUGUCCAGUGUUACUCUGUACCGGACUAAGUGUGGCACAUUCUGAGAUAAAGUGAGAUAUGACAUCGUGCCAGGGAUCUAGCCGUCGGUGGAACUGAAGUUGUGCGUGCUAUGGUUUAGAAUCAUCCGAGGGAUUCACAUUGAAUCUCAUUUAGAUCUGUGAGCAGAGGUCGAGUCGUUAAGCAAGAGUGGAUUCAUCCCAGCUGUGGAUCCUCAACUGUUGGUAAAUCAUUUCAGUUUUUAAUUAGAAGCUGACAUAGUAACACCCCAGAGGAAGCGAGCACUAAUACAGAUCUGCAACGCUGGGACUUUUGAACGCCUCUGUGGAACCUAGUGUGAGUUAUCUUACUUUAGAGGCUAGUGACUUUCAAUCUUUCACAUCACUUUAACAUUCCUAUCAGUUUGAGGAGAUAAUUGUGCAACUUAUCUUUCAACAAAUCUCAUAAGGCUGCAUCCUAAUUCUCUGAAGUGACUUGGUGCGUGCAGUGGUCUGUUUUUCUUUCCACAUGGGAUCCUAGCUGAGUCCCAAAGUCUAGUUUCCUUCCAUGCCUAAACACUGUGGUCCAUUAGCAGCUCAGUGGACCUCAGUCUCUACCAACUAGUCUGGGACCUGCGGGCAUGGGAGAGGCGACCCCUGCUCAGUCUGCUGCAGGGGCAUUCGGACCCAUGUUGGGUGUGGGUUUAGGGGCUCUGCCCGGCGGGGGGGUCGGUACCGGGCCGGUGGUCAACACCUCCAGAGGCUCCGCGGUGCCACAGCUGCACAAUGCCAUAGUUGAGCGUCUGCGCGCCCGCAUCGAGCUGUGCAGGAGGCACCACUCCACCUGCGAGAACCGCUACCAGAGGGGGCAGGCCGAGACCUCGGACCGGGAGCACGAGAGCACGCUUCACCUGCUCAACAUAGUCCACCAAGGGCCUGGGAACCGAAAGGCAAAGGGCAGCCGGGGAUCGAACCAGCAACCUCCAGAGUACAGCAGGGCCAACGGAGAGCAGAAGGGCGCAGAGGGCGAGCAGAAGAUCAACACGCGCAUAGCGCUUCAAGGAUCUUUGCGAAGGAAGAUUGAGGGACAUGCACCAGGACAUGCACCGAAGCAGAAUGGGCUCUCGUGUGGUUUCUCUGGAUCAGACUUUAAGCGGGUCCGUGUGGAUACCGGUAGUCUGGGACAGGGGCCCUGCAAUCAUAACAUAAACCAGUCUCUGCAAGGGUCCUCAACCAUGGGCAUGCAGAGGAAGAAUUACAUGAUGCCCCAUGGAGUGGGGUCAGACAUAUUCAACAUGACCCUGAAAGAAAUGAAAAAAGAGCCCAUUGAGGUCCAGUCCUGUGGCCAGUCAAAUGCAGACAUGAUUUUUGACUUCAAAGAUGAAGGUGGUGGUCAGAUUGACCCAGACCUCCAGGAUCUUUUUGAUGAGCUGACAAAGACAGUGCCGACGCUGAAUGACCUGGAGUUUGAGAAGAUGCUGAAGCAGGAUGAUGCGUUUGGUUUGGAUAUGGGCCGGCCCAGCUCAGCUGGAGCAGCUGCCAGUCUGUGUCCCCUACUGGAUAAGCCCAUAAAGUUGGAGCACUCCCCAGAUUUUGGCCAGGUUCACUGUUGCUCGCCACAGCUUCGACCGGCCUCGGCGGGACCCUCUUUCACGUUGACCAGCACCUCUUCUACUACCACGUCGCAGAAAGCUAACGCUCCCAGAGGCCUGCCCUGCUGGCCGGAGAUAUCCCACGCAGAGCAGCUGAAGCAGAUGGCAGCGAACCAGCAGCAGCCGAGCUCUCUGCUCCAUCACCACCACCAAACACCACCUGCAGGAUUGACCAACUGGGCUCCCGCCAUGAGCACCCACUCCUCCACCAGCGCCUUCCCCCAGGACAAGGUCCCCAGCCCGGCCCCGCUUAGCCAGCAGAGGAUUGGCACUCAGAGUAAAGGGAUCAACAACUGCCUCUUCAAGUCAAACGGCCACAACGGCUCCCAUCAUUUGGACAUGAAGGUUCUCAGCACCAAGCCCACAUUGCACUUCAGCCCCAAAGCACCCAGCCAGCCGAUGCCUAUCAUGACAAGCUCAGUGAACAAGACUUCAGCCCAGCAGCAACAACAGCAACAGUCGCCAUCGACUGGCCAGAAUCAGCCACAUCCAGCUCUCCACUUCCAGAACCAACAGAUCUCCACGCCGGGGGCUCUUUGCCUGCAGCCCAAGUCACUUCCCGCAGGGCUGCCGUUCAAACUGUCACAACAGCGACAGGGUGUUCCUCCUGGCCCGAGGCUGCCCACCAAUGGAGGCUUAGGAGUCCUGUCGGCCCAGUCGCAGCCACGACUCCCAGCACCCAACAACCAGCAGAAGGGCCCGGUCAAAACUCAGGCCAUGCAGAGAGCGCUUAAUCAACAACAGCACACCAUUGGCAAUCCAGACAAAGAAAGUGCUCAGGAUCAGUUCAAUCGUCAUCUCACGAGACCGCCGCCUGACUACAAGCAGUCUAGAAGUAUGGUGGGAGUUCAGCAAGGAAACAUCUUCACAGGUCAAAACUCCUCCCAGUCUUCCAGCAACGGCCCUGAGAAUGACCUACAGUCCAUGUCGUGUCACCUCCCGAGUGGGUCUGGUCCAAAGAUGAGUCCUUCACCGUCAGACCGCAGAUUUGGCAUCGGGACCGAUUGUCGUCCGAGUCCUUGCAUCGGUCAGUUCCAGCAUCCUAACAAUCAGAAUCGAAUUGGACUAAAUCAAAAUAAAGCUCGGUUCCUGGGGCCUAACGCACAUGGAAAUUCUUUCGGGAUGAACAAUGUAGCAGGUGUACAACACCCGAGAACGACAGCUGACCUGCAUUCCUCGGGGGUACCGGGACAGGGUCUCGGAGGCUUGAUGAAAAAUCAUCAAGUCAACAUGGGCUGGGGCUCAGCCAACAAGCAAGUGACAACUGGACUCGGUGUUAGGCGGAUACCCAAUCCACUACAGUCUGCGGGUGCGCAGCUGGACAUGCCAAACCACCCGUACCAACAGAGGCACAUCGGCCCUCCCAACCAGGUAGCACCAGACAUUGGGAUGCUCCCUCAUAACCCCUCGAUAAGAGACACAGGCCCCAGACCAAGCCAGCCGAUGAUGGGAUCUCCGUCAGCGGUGGGGAACCUGAACCAGGCCUCUCCUGAACAGAGGGUACCAGCAGGCAACUUUGCAGAGCCCAGUCCCAGCCCUAGCAGCUACCAGAAUAACCGGGCCAACCGACUGACCUUUGACUUCCUCCCCGAGGGAGACAACACAGUUCCAGGGAUCAACACGGACUCAGACUUCAUAGACUCUCUGCUCAAGUCUGGCUCUGGGAACGACGAUUGGAUGAAAGAUAUAAAUUUGGAUGAGAUUCUGGGCAGUCACUCUUGAAUUUGGGUCACAGAUUGCUAAAAAUCAACCCGCUGCUCAAAGUAUAGAGGUUAUGGAUGUAAGGGGUAACAUUUGUAAAUAAUGUUAAAAUGGAAUUUUAUAAACUCAUAUUAUUUGUUAUCCAAGUAUACUGUAUUGUUUUGUAUUGUAUUUACUGUGAAAGGAAUUUGUGUUCUGUCCUUAGUACUCUGCAUAUUUUACUCCUGGUAUAUCGGCCAAGAAACUACUUUUUCUUCGUAGUCACUGUUUUUGUCAUUUGUUUGUCAUACUCAUGCUGUAGUGCUGUCGUAUAGGAUAAAUUACCAAAUUCACACUGUGAAAAGAAAACAUUGCUGUGUUGCUUUCAAGGUCAUCUUGAUAUUCCAAGUUAAGUUUCUAGAUCUGCAUCCACUAUUUAGCAUGAUACGGUAUUUACCUUCAGACGUUUUGCUACCAUACACACAGAGAAUCUCGCCACAACAAAUGUUUUCUUACUUAUUGUUCAAGCUUUUUCAUCUGUGGUAGUUUUUGAUGCAAUUUAAGUAAUGUAACCAUUCUUUUUUUUUCUAUGUGAUAUUUAAUAAUUAUUGGGAUAGUAAUGAGACAUUAUAAUACAUGUAAUUAAUGAAAUUGAUUUGAA
Messenger RNA from Sebastes umbrosus (honeycomb rockfish), 4328 nucleotides. Its product is annotated as mastermind-like protein 2. Gene Ontology annotation, cellular component: nucleoplasm; nuclear speck. The record is from RefSeq and is a predicted model, not a curated record. NCBI's taxonomy places the organism in Eukaryota, Metazoa, Chordata, Actinopteri, Perciformes, Sebastidae. The transcript has 5 exons. Bases 977 to 3709 code for a protein of 910 amino acids. Gene Ontology annotation, biological process: Notch signaling pathway; positive regulation of transcription of Notch receptor target. Gene Ontology annotation, molecular function: transcription coactivator activity.